Messenger RNA from Dimorphilus gyrociliatus, 1008 nucleotides. Lineage: Eukaryota; Metazoa; Annelida; Polychaeta; Dinophilidae. The record is from the annotation of a GenBank genome assembly.
UAAAUAAAAAAGAACGUUAGAAACAGAGAAUACUUUGCAAUGUUUUCUUCGAAAAAGUUCCCAUCUGUUGGGUCUCUUUUCGGAAUGAAGAAGAAAAAAGAUGAAAAGAAGAAUGCAAAGUACGAAUGUAUGGAUGGAGAUUACACAAUUAAAUAUGACAUAAGAAGAUUUCCACCAGUUCACUCGGACGCUAUUUCAACGGUAUCUUCCAUUCAAAACGGAUUAUGUUUGUCAGGUUCUAAAGAUAAAAGCGUCAUCUUAUUCGAUUUUCAUAUCGGAAGCACUGUAGAAAAGUGGAAACACGAUAAAGAAGUAACAAAGACAACCUACGAUCCAAAGUCUGAUACAUUCUAUUCUUGUUCACGUGAUACUACUAUUAAGCAAUGGUCACGUAAUAAUAAAAACCCUGUUAAUACCUACAAUGGGCAUUUUAUGGUGGUCACUGGCAUUGCUGUUAAUUCAGAUGGUGAAAGGCUAUGCAGUGGUUCAAGAGAUAACAGUCUAAGAAUUUGGGAUACUAAAACAGCACAAUGCAUUAAUCAGAAUUGUAUAUCAAGAAAUUUGGUAACUCAUAUUAAAUGGGCUAAAGAUUCUCAUUUAGUUGCGCAGACAGGCGAAGAUAAAGAAUUAAGAAUCUGGGACGCAAGAACUCUUAGCGUUACCGUAACCUUUCCUAAGAAGCAGCAUAUACAAAUGUGGUGUGAUUGGUCCGAAGAUCAAAACUCUUGUUUAACUUGCAGUAAUGGCUUUGGUGGAAAUGGAUGCGAGGCUACAUUAUGGGAUUUAAGAAAUGCGAAGCCAGUAUCAGAAUUUAAAGGUCAUCAGGAGAGUUGUUGUUCUGCAAUUUUUGCGCAGAGUAGCAUGUGUGAUAGGCCAUGUAUUCUGACGUCAAGUAAUGACAGCACAAUUAAAGUUUGGGAUUAUGUCACUUCAGAAUGCCUAUCAACUAUGCCUCUUCCCGCAUCUGGUCCUGUAACUAGUCUUGCCUUAUUUCCUGAUGCAAGGUAA